This is a messenger RNA of Varroa destructor (honeybee mite), 3011 nucleotides long. Its product is annotated as eukaryotic translation initiation factor 4E type 3-like. Gene Ontology annotation, molecular function: RNA 7-methylguanosine cap binding; translation initiation factor activity. The record is from RefSeq and is a predicted model, not a curated record. Gene Ontology annotation, biological process: translational initiation. Lineage: Eukaryota; Metazoa; Arthropoda; Arachnida; Mesostigmata; Varroidae. Gene Ontology annotation, cellular component: eukaryotic translation initiation factor 4F complex.
AACAAUAACCGUAAAAAUAUUCAACUUGCCAACUACGGACCCGAUCGUUUUGAGCGAUAACAAUUCGCGUUACACUGCACCAGUUCACAUCACUAACGUCCAUUUGUGGUGGACGACCAGCAGUGACUAUCGCCACCAGCUGAGAGGGCCCAGCCUCCGCCCUGAGCCGCCAGGGGCCACCUUUAGCUUUGAUGCCAGUUGUUGUAAUGUUGCACAUAUUGGCGGUCACCAUCGUUCGCAGAGCAACGCAUCGUUCCAACGAACAAUGCUCCUCUAAGGAUAGACAGGCUCAUCAAACGAUUUGUCGGAUGAAUGGACAAGAACAACACGUUUCUGGACCCCUGCCGUUUGUCGUGACCCCCAACAGCAACAUUCACUUCAAAAGCAACGAACGGCCAGUUGUGGACCAUUAACUAGCUUAAACAAGCAAGCAAGGUAACGAUAACAUCACACUGCAGAACAGUACACAACGACAAAAAAUAAAAGCUGUUAAGAUUGUAACAGCAGCAACAGAGCCACGAGAGCGCCGAUAACGAAGCCGACCAACGGCAGUUACAGCUUACACUGACCUUAGUACAGGUAUAUACUGGUAACAAAUAGUAUGUGACACAGAGUGCCAGCCCUUACAGCAGCAACAGUAGCUCUCUUACACAGAGCCCCAAUCGACGAGGAGACGAUGGCAAAGCGACACUGUUUUGAUGAUGAGCUGCUCCUUGUCUGUCUUCUCGAACUGCGCGCAACUACCCAACUACCAUCCAAUCAUCAGCUGCACUCUCCCCUUCGCGAUUGCACCGUACUGAGCCUGGCCGAUAUCUGUGUGUGUGUGCACCGAAGUGCUGCUACUGCCACCAGUCUUCUCUCCUUCUGCUGGGCUUGUCAAGGGGCUUCUGCUGUUUGCUCGCAGACGCCUCUCGAUGUGCGCCUGCUGAUUCGUAAAUUAGCGCCUCCAUUGUGUCUCACCGCACAGCAGACGCAAACAGAGACGGCGAGAUAGACAACGAAUCAUGUGUAACCAGUAACAUUGAGCAACCAGCACAGCAUAGCAGCGUCCAGUGUUCCUGGUACCCCGUAUCUUCAUGUGCGCUCAGCCAGCGCGCGCACUUCCUGUGGGCGAUAGUCCGCGUCGAAAACAGAUGGUCACGCAUGCGUAGAAAUGACCCGCGAGAGAACCCUGAUACUGACUGCCGUGGUCUUUCAGCAGAAGACUAUGAACGUAAUCUGAAAAAAAUCUACACAGUUGACACUGUACAGACAUUUUGGCAGGUGUAUAACAACAUCCCAUCCGUCAAUGAAUUAGGUCCAAACUAUAGCUACCACUUGAUGAGGGAACAACAUCGGCCGAUUCGCGAAGAUGGCGUACACAAGGACGGCGGAGCCUGGAGAUGCAGAUUGGCUAGUAGCGAUACUAAAGCGAUUUGGCAGGAGCUGCUACUUGCAGCUAUUGGUGAGCAGCUCACCGAUUCGGACAAUCCUACCGAACUACUUGGAAUCUCGGUGGCUUUGCGAGAUGGCGACGACAUGAUUCAACUGUGGCAUGCCAACGCCUGCACUGAACAGACUUCAAAAAUUCCAGAUAGACUUGAACAUGUACUACCUUCCGGCUUCAGAUUCUUGAUGCGGUUCUACAAAGCUCAUCACACCAUCCAUCCAUACCGCGGGGGCGGCGGGAGUAGCGCCAGUCACAGCGGACGUCGUGGAAGUAACUAUUCUCCGUUAUAUAUUUAAUCUGCUUAAAUAUUUUUUUAGUCAUUAUUGCCCCACACUAAAAAUAUCAAAGAACAUCGGUUGUGACCAGGGUUCUGCAACGGUGCGCCGAAAAAAAAUAUGUGAAGAAGCAUAUUCAGCCGUUAUCUUGCAACUGGCCAAUACCGCCAAGCAUAUUCGCCAGGGUAACUGACUCCGUUAAUAUAUCGUCGUCGCGAAUUUGCGAAGCUCACAGUAACUGUCGUUAUGAAUAUGCCUCAUUAUCACUGUCGUACUAAUUGCUUUUCUGCACAAAAUAUAAACAAUGAGAGGACAUUUAAGACCGUAAAAGUAUGUGCAUAUUGUACACAGGGUGGAGCAUGAAUAGGCUUACAAUGAAGAAAGUUCUAAAUCUAGAGAUGCGACAUACCCUAUUUAUAUUUGCGUAUAUAUAAAAAAAAUGGAAACCCUCAUAAGCGAAUACAUAUAUCUUAUAAAGAUAUAAAAGUACAUAAGCGCACACGUCUGCGUACAUUAUUUAUAAUGCCAAUAAAUGUGCGCAGCAUAUUGUAUGGCCAUACACUGCGUAGUGUGUUUAUUUGUCAACAUAACCUUCUAUACAUAUUUAAAAUUGUAUCAGACAAAUGUUCCGCACACUAAACCUAUUUCCAAAAAGAACCUAUUUUAAUUAGAUUACUGUGAUUAAACUGUGAUGUCUCUGGAUGGGUUUCAAACUUAACAAAAGUAGGUUAAUCAUUGUAACCUAUGUACUGUCGAAUCGAUCAUACUUACUCAUCCUCAACCCUUAAUCUAACCCCUAAUCAAGUUCCGUGAAAUCAACUAUCAAACGUCCAAUCUAUUUGGUAUUUACUUUUCCAUAGCGUCGGCUUUGUCAUUUCAACGGCAGCGAAAAUGAAUACAGCAUGCUCGUUUUUACGAAUAAUUCUCGGUACGUUUAUUUAUUUUAUUAUAAUGUUUAUGAAAUAUUUAUAGUUAACUCUGAAUGUUUUGCGCCUUUAAUAUACAAAUAACGUACCUUAUCCUUGCAGAAUCACACGUACAUAUUUGACCUCCACAUUUUCAUUUCAUAGUCAUGUUUCCAGUAUCUUGUUUGCUUUCUGCCAUUUAUUACCUCUUUUUUGAUUAUACAAAAAUGCCUACAUUCCAUAUACCAUUACAUUUAACAAAAAUACCUAGACUAAAAAAGACCUGUUCAGUUAAAGUGUAACUCUAGUGAUCAUCAUCAAAUCAAACAAAUCAAAAGCGCUUCGUUUCCAGCUCGCAACUCCGAGAUGAAGCUAGAGAGACCGGCGAAAUAGUUUUGAUAU